AUGCAGCCUGCUCGUGUAGUUUCAUUCGAACACCGCCGCUCGAAGUAUGGUGUCGAUCCUCCGCCUUACAAUCAGAUCAUUCCCCAGUCUCAACGUCCGCGAGGUCGACCGGCCGCCUCUACAUUGUCUAUAUCUCGUUCUCCUCUGCCUUCAUUGACGGACACAAAGUCUAGGACCUCAAUACAUUCCGUUCCCAUGUCAUUCACUGCAUCGGCUGGCAUAGAGCUAGGGCACAGAAGGCCCGGCGAACUUACUCGAAGGAGGCUGUCGGAUGCAGGCCGAGCACCACUCGAUCUUAUGGGAGAUGAAUGGGAGCUGGGCUCACGACCACAAGUUGGCUCACCCGAAAGGCAAAAGCCGGCGUCCACUCGUGAACGAGUGACUAAGGCCGUCACGAAUGUCCUCGGUACGACAGCUGAAGUUGCGCACGAGCUUCUGGCAGAAGGAGAAUGCCUACUCGAGUUUGCCCCGAUCCCCGGUCUGGCGAUUGUAGCAAGGUCAUUGCUCGCGAUCUGGGAUGCUUAUCGUGCUUUUAAGCACACUCAUUCAGCUUGCGAGGCUUUGACGGAUCGGUGUGCUGUCAUCCUUCUUUUUGUGCGGAGGGAAAUUUCACGAGCUGGCGAUCGCAUUGCAGCAGAUCUCAAGCCUUCUAUCAAAAGUCUUGAGGAAUCGUUCGGAGUGGUGCGCGGAUAUUUAGAGGAACAAAGCCAGAAAUCACUCCUUAAACGGUUUGUGGAGCGUGAGGAGAUCCGAGCAAAAAUUCAAGAAUGCCACCAAGGCCUCACGGAUGCCCUGGCCAUGUUUGGGGUUGCCAUCCAGUUCCGGAUCCUACAGCAGGGCGAGAAGCCCGGAGAGCUGCUACGGGAUGCCAUAUACGAACGGCCAGAAUACAUCAAUACCCAGCAAUCCUCCACGUUGAUUGACAUGGCUUCCCUCGAUUGCACAGAGCCAUCGGGCUCGAUUAGUCUCCCAGGUGACCCGGACGACCAGACAGCAGGCAUGACGCACGAGCAGAUUCGCAACUACUUAGCUGCCGCAGACGCACGGCAGCUCACUUGGGAUCUCGCGCAGGAUAGGGUCGAAAUGUGGAAACUGAUGGAAAAGGUGCUGGCGGAGGAGAGUCUGACAGAGACGGAAAUUAUCGAAACCUUUCAAAUCGGGCGUGAUGAAAUACCCGAAACCAUUGCGAUGUUGCAGGAAGCCUUGGCGCACGAGUCCAAGUCCGAGAUAAAGAUGAGGGCCAUGACCCAAGACGUCUCAACCGACGCGGUAAAACACUCUAGCGCCGUUGGGACGUCUAUGUCCGCUCCAUACUCGUCGCGCACGAAGCAGGCCGAGGACCUGCAGGAAUUCGAAAUGGUCUUGAGGGAUCGAGACCGCAGAUUCAUUGAAGUGGGGCUCAAGGCUUUGAGCAGUGUGCAGCAGUCACUGCCGAGUUGGGCAAUUAUGGAGUACGAGGUCAUCCGCGACGAGAGGAUUGGCAUCGGAUACUACUCCGAUGUGUAUAAAGGCAUGUGGCGAAAUCGUUCGGUUGCAAUCAAAGUCCUCGGGAAGGCGGUCCCACAAGAAUUGUUCAUGAAUGAGGUCGAAGUCUGGAAAGAGCUCAGCCAUCCCAAUGUAUUGGAGUUCCUGGGUGCAUCAUUCCUCACAAGCGAUCCACCGUGGUUUUUCGUCAGCCCGUAUAUGAAGAAUCGCGACCUAGUAUCGCACCUCAAGAAGCUGCCAAGUCUCGACUCAAUCAAUCCAUUUAAGAUGAUUCACGAGAUCACACGAGGUAUGGCGUAUCUGCACAGGGAACAAGUGUUACACGGUGAUUUGAAGGGUACAAAUGUCUUAAUCGACGACCAGGGUGUGUGUGUCAUCGCGGAUUUUGGCCAGAGCAAGAUGAAGUCAGGACGCAUUCGGGAAAUUCAAGCCACAAACGGCUUAGGCGAUCAUCAAAGCGCCAGUACUGCCUCGCGUCUCAACAUGAGCAAAACCAAUCAGGACUACCCGGUGAGAAGGAAAGCCAUCAGACAUGAUCAUGAAGCUCUGCGAUGGCAGGCGCCAGAGCUCAUGGCAGGCAGGUGCGAAAUGACGCAGCAGACCGAUGUCUAUGCAUUUGCGAUGUGCUGCAUCGAGAUCCUUGGGAAGGGUGAGCCGCCGUGGUCAGCCAAGGACGACAACGCCGUGCGCCAGUUUGUGCUCAGAAAAAAGACGAGACCCAAGAUUCCUCAAAUCGCCGAGAGAUGGAUGCCUUAUGUUGAGAGCGUCAUCAAAUCCUGCUGGGAUCAUGACCCGUCUGUUCGGCCUUCGUUUGAGAAGUUGGUCCGUGAUAUUGGGCAGCAUCGUCUUCUCCUGGACACGGAUACGAAAGAUCUCGAGGAAUCCAAAGGGUGGUUCGGUCAUUCCUCGUAUCUUUAUGUUGUAUUGGUAAUCCUGUUCCUCUUUCUUAUUUCUGUAACCCACGCUGGCAUCGAUUUUGUAUCGUAG
Fibroporia radiculosa is the source of this 2472-nucleotide messenger RNA. RefSeq lists its product as uncharacterized. Gene Ontology annotation, molecular function: protein kinase activity; ATP binding. The record is from RefSeq and is a predicted model, not a curated record. The transcript has 9 exons. NCBI's taxonomy places the organism in Eukaryota, Fungi, Basidiomycota, Agaricomycetes, Polyporales, Fibroporiaceae. Gene Ontology annotation, biological process: protein phosphorylation; cell surface receptor signaling pathway. Bases 1 to 2472 code for a protein of 823 amino acids.